AAUUAAUUAGAUGGGUUGUGCUUAAAGUAGGUAAAACGAGAAAUGCAAUAUGAUAUCCUAUGAAUUAAAAUAUUUAUUGCCAGAAUUGGUUUAGGCAAUAAAACUUGGUUAAUAGUGUCUAUAUUCAGAUGAAUCACCAAUAAAAGUAUUAUCUAUUUAUUUAUUUAGUUAACACCUAUAAAGGAGAUAGGAGGAAUAUUUUGUAAAUUGGAGAGUCUAUUACCAUCUGGAUCAGUUAAAAUGAGAGCCAUGUAUCACAUGUUAUUUAGGUUGCAGCAAAAAAAACGGCAUAAAGGAUUGGAAUAAUUGAAUCUCGUUAUUUGUUCAUCUGGAAAUGCUGCAACAGCUUGCAUAGAAUGUUUAAAGAUAUUUAAAUAAGAAAAGAAAUAAGAAUUCCAUAUUGAUUAAACAACUAGUGAAUUACUUUAAGAUGACACUCCGACUGAUCCGGGAUAAUCAUGUGUUAUUAAAGAUUAAUAGCUAUAAUCUAAAAUAAAACCAUAUGAAUUACUAGGAUAACUUAUUAUAUUUUGUAAACAUUUGAAUGAAAUGCAUGAUUUAAAUGAUUUACCAAAUGUUAAAGUUAUAAAUUCUCAAUUAAAUAAAUCAGAUAUUGAAGUCGAAGCAUUUAAAUAUGCAGAAGAUAAUGGUUAUGACUAUUUAGAUAUUUAUAAUGAUGUAGAUGUAUUUGGAGGAUAUGCAACAAUUGGAUUUGAAAUUGAUUAAUGGUAAGUACUAACCAAAACCAAACUUGAUUAUGUAUUUGUUACACUUAAAAGUGGAGCUUUAAUUGCUGCAAUUGCAUUUUAUCUAAAACAUAUAGCUAAAAAUUAAAUUAAAGUUAUUGGAGUUAUGUUGUAUGGCUCUACAAGAAGAGAAUCAACAAUCUGUUCUUAAAUAAUAGAAGGAUUUAUUGAUGAAAUUAUUUUUGUUUCAACUCAAGAAGUUGAAAAAGCUUAAUGUGAAUUAGCCAAAGCAGAUGAAAUUGCAGAAUUCAAUUCAGCUAUUGCCUAUGCAGGCUGCAAAAAAACUUAGUAUAAAAAUAGUCUUGUCAUUCUCUCGGGAAGCAAUGUAACUGUGAGUGAUUUAUCUAAACUCAUGUCUAAAUAUCAAUAAUGA
Molecule: messenger RNA, 1119 nt
Organism: Paramecium sonneborni
Lineage: Eukaryota; Ciliophora; Oligohymenophorea; Peniculida; Parameciidae
Source: the annotation of a GenBank genome assembly